Molecule: messenger RNA, 2088 nt
Organism: Microdochium trichocladiopsis
Lineage: Eukaryota; Fungi; Ascomycota; Sordariomycetes; Xylariales; Microdochiaceae
Product: ClpP/crotonase-like domain-containing protein
Exons: 6
Coding region: 1-1674 (557 amino acids)
Source: RefSeq, a predicted model, not a curated record
AUGGAUAGACUUGCAGUGGGUACUGGAGGCUACCCUCACGACACCGACGCCGACGCCGACGAUCUCCGCGGUGCAGCCGAGGAGGCCAGUCAGCAUGCUGGCGACUCUGGCGACAGCGAUCUCUUCUCGAGCAUCUUGAAUGUCGUUGGCAACAAGAGGCAAGCACUAGCAAGCGAGGACGUGGAUGAGGACGAGACUAUCGAGCAGCACAGACGUGUCUACAACGGCAAUGGUGGCCACCAGGUCGACAGCAGUAGCCUGGGUUCCGCGGCAGCACUGCAAGCUCUCAAGGUGAUGAUUGGAGAGUCUCUGAAGGCCCAUGGUUCUCAGACAAACUAUGUGGCCUUAGCCAUGGCAGAGGCCACACCGACACCUGCCUGCUCUCGUCUGUGGACUGCCUGGACUCUGGAAGCAUUCGACCGUGCCGACGACGACGCCAACAAGAAGACCACAAAAUCUCGACAUCAACAAACACAACCACCACCCUUCGGCACAACAAUGUCGCCAGCCAAGCAGCCCCAGCCACCGCCGUCCUACGAGGCCCUCUCCAUCACCGAGAUCUCCUUCAAGCAUGUCCCCGCCGGCGCCCCAACCGCAACGCGCACAAUCAUCCUGCGCCUCGACCGCCCGUCCGCGAACAAUGCCUUUACCGACACCAUGGUCGGCACCCUGGUCGACGCCUUCAACACGCUCUCCUCCGACCCCCGCGUCAAGUGCAUCGUCUUCACCUCGGCCGACGCCCGCAACAAGAUCUUCUGCCCGGGGAUGGACCUCAAUGGCGCCACGGCGUCACAAGAAAAGGGCCAGACGGCAGGCGGCCGGGCCAGCACCGCCGGGCAGACGCAACCGCCGCCGCCGCCGCCCAACCCAGCCUCCCGCGCCGAGGUCGCCGCCGCGCGGGCCGCGCACCGCGACGGCGGCGCCCAGGUCAGCCUGGCCAUCUACAACUGCGCCAAGCCCGUCAUCUGCGCGAUCAACGGGCACGCGGUGGGCGUGGGCAUCACCAUGACGCUGCCGUGCAACCUGCGCGUCGUGUCCGAGGACGCAAAAGUUGGCUUCGUCUUUGCCCGCCGCGCCUUCAACAUGGAGGCCUGCUCGUCCUUCUUCCUGCCCCGCCUACUGGGCAUGGGGAAAGCCCUGGCCGUGUGCACCACGGGCGCCGUCUACAGCGCCUCGGACCCUUAUGUGCGCGACCUGUUCGCCGAGAUUGUCCCCGCCGGCCGGGUCGUCGCCCGCGCCGUCGAGCUCGCCGAGGAGAUUGCCGGCAGGACGUCCAUCGUGGCGAGCCGCGCCAUGAAGGACCUCAUCUACCGCGGCGCGGCCAGCCCCGAGGAGGCCUACCUGCUCGAGAGCCGCGUCUUCUACGACCUGUUCAACGGCAAGGACAGCAAGGAAGGGAUCGCGAGCUUCCUGCAGAAGCGGGAGCCCGAGUUCAAGGCGGUCUGGGAGGAGGACCGGCCGACGAACUGGCCCUGGUGGGACGCCGAGAAGCUCACAACUAGCGUAUAUUUGCAUGCGCCCAUGUGCUAUUACCAACAUUAUUCAAUAUACGAAAACAGGCCCACUGGGCUUUUGAGAAGGCAGAAAGAGUAUGAUGCCUCGUGGCUUGCAAAGAAGGUCAACUGCAUCUUUGUUUGGCAAUACACGCUCAAGCCCGGCGAUGUCCAGGGGUGAAUCCGACAAAAGAGAACUCGUAUCGUGGUACAAGUACGUCAAAACGCAAGUCAUUCAUCUAAAUCACCCAGUGGUAAAUGCUCUGGCUUUGGACCGAUCUGACCUGCCUUAGCGAAAGAGACACAAAGACACACAACCUCGUGCCACCGCCAGCGGAAAGGAGCAGAAUUAGAUGAAAAUGUCCUAAAGCAAUGCACACCAUCUGCCACCUGCGUAAACGCUGCUAUUUUGUUGCCUGAAAAUGAGUAAGCAGCCUGGCCCAACCCGGUAAAUGCACCGUCCCAAUAUAUCAUCCUUGGUAUCUCAUGUUACAAGCAUUUAAGAAAGACGGACGUCCCUCCUGCCGGUCACCGAGGGCGAGACCUAUGCUUCCAGGGCAUCACUCUAACGCUCUACUUCCUCUACCACAGCCAU